Molecule: messenger RNA, 1314 nt
Organism: Mycosarcoma maydis (corn smut)
Lineage: Eukaryota; Fungi; Basidiomycota; Ustilaginomycetes; Ustilaginales
Product: putative glutathione-dependent formaldehyde dehydrogenase
Exons: 1
Coding region: 1-1314 (437 amino acids)
Molecular function (GO): zinc ion binding; oxidoreductase activity
Source: RefSeq, a predicted model, not a curated record
AUGGCCGAAUCCAACAACACAGAUCUUCCCACGGCUACUGCCACGAGCUACAAACCGGGCGAGGCCACCAUGCUCGCUCUCACGUUCCACGGCACUCAAGACGUGCGCCUUACCGAGGUUCGCACGCCCACUAUCACUGAUCCGACCGACGUUGUUGUUCGCAGCACUGGCGUCACGAUUUGCGGUAGCGACUUGCACCUGUAUCACAACAAAAUCCCUGACCUCAAGAAGGGCGAUAUCCUCGGCCACGAGGGAACCGGCGUCGUCGAGCAUGUUGGCGCGCAGAUCACCAAGUUCAAGGUGGGUGAUCGUGUGGUGGCAUCGUUCAGCAUUGCCUGUGGCACAUGCGAGCAGUGCAAAGCCAAGCUGUUUACCAUGUGCGAUCGCACCAACACAAGCGCCAAGAUGGAUGAGCUCUACGGCCAAAAGCUCGGCGGCAUUCUUGGCUACUCUCACUUGCUCGGAGGCUACGCCGGUACCCAGGCCGAGUACUUCCGCGUGCCGUUUGGUGAUGUCAACUGCUUCCACGUCCCGGACAGUGUGAGUGAUGAAACGGCACUACUGAUGGCCGACGUGACGCUCACAGCAUACCACAGCGUUGUGGAUAUCAAGUUCCAAGAGGGUGAGACGGCAGCCAUCUGGGGUGCAGGCCCUAUUGGCCAGCUCAUCGCUCAAUGGCUCCUCAAGGUGUUUGGCGCCAGAAAAGUGAUGCUCAUUGACAAUGUAGCUCCUCGCCUGCACUGGGCGCAAGAGAGACUCAACGGUCUCGAGACGAUCAACUUUGAUCAGACACCCCAAGUGGCCGAAGAGGUCAUGCACAAAGUGGCUGGUGGUGUCGACGUAUCGUUUGACGCAGCAGGCUUCCGCUACGCCAAGUCUCUGAAGCACCAGACGAUGCAGACACUGGGCGUCGAGACGGACACACCCGAGAUCAUCAACGAAGCCAUUCGGGCCACGCGCAAAUUUGGACGCAUCUCGGUGAUUGCGGAUUACGUGGGUCAGUGCAACGAGUUCCUGAUCGGCGCCAUGAUGGAGAAGGGUAUUUUGCUCAAAGGUAACGGUCAGGCUCCCGUACAAGCGUACAUGGAGCAGGUGUUUGAGGACUACAUCGUACCGGGCAAGUUUGACCCCACGCUCAUCCUCACGCACCGUUUCAAGCUGGAGGAUAUCGCCAAGGUCUACAAGGCUUUUGAUGAGAAGCGUAUUGACGAGCACAAGGGCGGCAUCCCUAUCAUCAAGACGUUCAUCGAAACAAAGGCAUCCAAGCCACGAGCGGCUAGCACACCUGAGCUCAGCUCUGUUCCCGGUUUUUGA